AUGUUUUGCUGCCAGCUAUGGACAGGUCGCGCCAAGAAAAUACUGACUGAGCUCUUGUUACCUGAAACUAGUCCAAGGUCACUGACACCGCAUGUUUUUGGUGAAGAUUACUUCAGCGUCUUGGCAUCGUUGGACAUUGCUGGUCUGCCUAGCUUUGUGAAGCUGGUGGAGGUUGGUCCCAGGGAUGGCUUACAGAAUGAACAGAGUAUGGUUCCAACAGACAUCAAGGUUGAAUUCAUCAAUCGACUGGCUGAUGCAGGACUGCCUUAUAUAGAGGCAACCAGUUUUGUGUCUCCCAAGUGGGUGCCUCAGAUGGCCGACCACAGUGAAGUGAUGAAAAGAAUCACCAGGCGCCCAGGUACAGUCUUUUCUGCUCUAACACCAAACCUCAAAGGCUUUGAGGCAGCGGUUGCAGCCGGCGUCCAGGAAGUGGCUAUAUUUGGUGCUGCUUCAGAGACAUUUUCCAAAAAGAAUAUCAACUGUUCAAUCAGUGAAUCUAUAGAGAGGUUCAAGGAGAUCACUGAUGCAGCACAUAAGCUCAGCAUUCCAGUACGAGGGUAUGUAUCCUGUGUUUUAGGCUGUCCUUACGAGGGUGAUAUCAGUCCUGACAAAGUUGCACAGGUAGCCAAAAGUUUGUUGGACAUUGGCUGCUAUGAGAUCUCGCUAGGGGACACAAUUGGAGUUGGCACGCCAGGAGCCGUGAAGAAGCUGAUUGCUGUUGUCUCUCAGGUUAUCCCAAUAGACCAGAUUGCUAUACAUUGUCAUGACACGUAUGGCCAGGCCCUGGCAAACAUCCUGGCUGCACUGCAGAUGGGAGUGAAAGUAUUUGACAGCUCUGCAGCCGGUUUAGGAGGAUGUCCGUAUGCUAAAGGGGCCAGUGGGAAUGUCUCCACAGAAGAUGUUGUCUACAUGAUGAAUGGGCUGGCCAUCAGAACUGGUGUGGACAUCCACAAGCUGAUCGAUGCUGGUCACUUUAUAUCUUCUGCCAUUGGACGAAAGUCAGGAUCAAAAGUUGCCAUGGCCACAAAGUCAUCUUUAUAA
This is a messenger RNA of Candidula unifasciata, 1041 nucleotides long. The record is from the annotation of a GenBank genome assembly. NCBI's taxonomy places the organism in Eukaryota, Metazoa, Mollusca, Gastropoda, Stylommatophora, Geomitridae.